Amyelois transitella is the source of this 3177-nucleotide messenger RNA. It is a transcript of the gene Mys45A, whose product is annotated as protein SDA1 homolog. The transcript has a single exon. The coding region runs from base 113 to 2263 and encodes 716 amino acids. The record is from RefSeq and is a predicted model, not a curated record. Gene Ontology annotation, biological process: ribosomal large subunit biogenesis; ribosomal large subunit export from nucleus. Gene Ontology annotation, cellular component: nucleolus. Lineage: Eukaryota; Metazoa; Arthropoda; Insecta; Lepidoptera; Pyralidae.
AUGUGAAACUGUCAAAUACUCAGGUGGUUAUGUUUUGAGGUUAUAUUAAAAAAUAAAAAAAUAUAUUUUCAAAUUUAUUUCAUUUUGAGUGUUGUAAAUUGUGAAUAUCAAAAUGGUACGCCAUAAUAAUCAGUUACCUAACAAUUUGACACAGCUUCAAAACCUGAUAAAAAGGGAUCCUGCAUCAUACAAAGAAGAAUUUCACCAGCAACUAGCACACUUUGAAACAACAUUGGAAAUCUUCAAUUUAAAUCCAACUCAGUACAGUAAAAAAUUGGAUGAACAGGCAAUGUUUUUGGCGCAAGUUGCGCAGUGUUAUUUGAAUGAAAUGAAACUAUUUCCACAAAAGAUUGUGGAUGUUUUAAAGAGACAUAAUACAGUCCUGCACAAUGACAUGAGACUUUCCUUAUGUAAAUGUCUUAUAUUACUAAGAAAUAAAAAUUUUAUCACCCCAUUUGAUUUAUUGGAAUUGUUUUUUCAAUUACUAAAAUGUCAAGACAAGUUCUUGAGAGAAUUUCUCAAAACUCAUAUCAUAACAGACAUCAAAAAUAUUAAUAUGAAACACAAAGACAUGAAAUUUAACUCAACCUUACAAAACUUCAUAUUUUCCAUGCUACGGGACUCUGAUACAAGGUCUGCUAAAUUGUCCAUAGAUAUUCUCAUAGAACUUUAUCAAAAGAACAUUUGGAAUGAUCAUAAAACAGUGAAUAUUAUAGCUGAUAUAGGCUGCUUCUCUAAGGUAAUGAAGGUUAUGGUGGCUUCUUUGAAAUUUUUCCUUGGAAAAGAUGAAGAAGAAAAAGAAGCUUCUGAUAGUGAUGACGAAAUUGAUCCCAGAGAUACAAUGAUUUCAAAUAAAUUCAAUAAAAAAACAAGAAAAAGAGAAAAAAUGGUAGACAAGGUUAAAAAGAUUGCAAAGAAAAUGAAAAAGAAGAAGCAAAAAGCUCCUUCAUUUAAUUUUUCUGCUCUGCAUUUGAUAAAUAAUCCCCAAGGAUUUGCUGAAAAGCUUUUUAAGCAGUUGGAGACUUCAAAUGACAGGUUUGAAGUCAAGUUGAUGACAUUGGAUGUAAUAUCGAGGCUGAUUGGGUUGCAUAAUUUGUUUUUGUUUAACUACUAUCCAUUUAUUGCUAGAUUACUUAUGCCACACCAGAGAGAAGUUACAAGAAUAUUACAAUUUGCAGCACAGGCUUCCCAUGAACUUGUACCCCCUGAAGUGGUAGAACCAGUAAUGAAAGCAAUAGCAAAUAAUUUUAUUACUGAAAGAAAUUCAACUGAUGUUAUGGCUGUUGGUUUGAAUGCAGUUAGAGAAAUCUGUUUAAGAUGUCCACUAGCUAUCGGAGAAGAUCUUCUGAGAGAUUUAGUGCAGUACAAGAAUUAUAAAGAAAAAUCUGUGAUGAUGGCGGCCAGAUCAUUAAUUCAACUUUACAGACAGUCAAUGCCUGAACUAUUACAUAAAAAAGAUAGAGGAAGACCAACAGAAGCAUCUAUAGAAGUAAAAUCUAAGAAGUAUGGUGAAAUAGAAGUAAAGGAUCAUAUACCUGGUUCAGAAGUAUUAUUAGAAAAAGAAACUAUUGAACCUAAAAAGAAAAAUGAGAAGAAACAUAAGAAAGGUAAUGGUUCUGAUAGUGAAGAAUGGAUAGAUGUUGCAUCUUCAGAUUCAGAAUUAGAAAUAUCAACAGAUAGCGAUGAUACAGAUGCAGCAGAUGAAACUGAUGAUGAAAGUGAAGAAGCCAAUGAUGCUGAUAAUGAUAAUGAAACAGAAGAAAAACAAAAUAAUGAUACUCUUACGAGUGAAAGAAAAGUUUUAAAAGCUAAAAGAAAGGCUAAUCCUGAACAAGAGGACAAAACAAAACAUGCCCGUGAAAUUGCCAUGGACACAAUAUUCACUGAUGAAGACUUUAAACGAAUUGAAGCAGCACAAGCUAAGAAACAUGUGAAAGGUUUAAAACGUAAGAGUGUUGUUGAGGAAGAAAAUGAAGAUGGAGAACUUGUACAAUUGUCAGCAAUUGAAAAUAUUCAUAAGAAAAGAAAGCAUGAUAAAAGUGCUAGACUUGAAACUGUUAUGAAGGGUAGAGAAGAAAGAGAUAAAUUUGGAUACAAAGAUCGAAGAAAGAAUAUCCAUUGUUCAAAAACAAACAGGGAAAAACGUAAGACUAAAAAUUACCAGAUGGUUAAACAUAAAGCCAAGGGAAAAGUUAAGAGGUCCUUCAAAGACAAACAAAUUGCUUUCAGAAAUUAUCUGGUUAAGCAAAAGAAAAUGCGAUAAUAUAGUUUUUUUUUUGUAAAUCAUAAGAUUCAUGUUAUUUUAAUUUCAAUAAUUACUUAUAUUAAAAAAAAUCUUCAGUUUUAUUUAAAUCACCUUAUUACAAUAAAUAAAAUUGAAUUGAUAAAUAAUAAUUUCGUCCUAGAUGGGGACAUUCCCUAUAGACAUAAUUGGUUUUUUAGUCUGUCUACCUCCCAACUUGGAAAAUAGAAAAGAUUUAUUUUCAAAAUUGGAUCACUUAUUGACAUAAUAAAAAUACUUUUAUUUUUAAGCUUUUAACUUAUAUCUACUACUGCUUUCAAAGAAGUGGUGGAACAAACUACACUGCAGCAUUUUCACCAGAUGUCAGUUCACGUGGAUGAAUGCUCAUUGUCUACAUAAAGGAGGCUCUCAAUCUGAACAGUCACUUACGUCAAGAAAUCAUAAUUUGCAGAAACUAAGGGUUAUAACCUAAGCUUAAUUUAAUAUUUAUUUCACAUUUCUGGAGUAGCCCAGAGUGUACCUUAGACCAUGAUCCUGGAUUAGGUAUGUAAAGAUUUUACAUGAAUGACCCAAGAACUGGUUCAGGUUUUUCAUAACCUUUCACCAGGAUGUCCCCAAUUUGAUUUUGUUAAAUUUCAGUAUUCUGUGUUUCUGUAGUAAAUUGUAUUAAUAUUAUUACUGUAUUAAUUUUUCAACAAUGUAUUAAUUUAGGUUGGUCAAUGAAAAAUUACUUAUAUGACAACAUUUUUAUUAUGUACAAAAAAUAAACACAUGGACCAGAAAAUUGUUCUGAAAAUUGGUCUUGAUUGUGCUUCUGCUAAAUAAGCUGAGCUACUCAACACACAGUCCAAGCAGUCAAGGUCCCAGGAUUAGCCGCUUUAUCUAUACUAUAGGUCUUUAGGGACUUUUCAUUAAUGUUGUGUAAUUUGUGGAUA